CAUCCGGGUCUCAGCUCUCACCCAGAAGCUCGUCAGUAGACGUGCGGUACGUGUGAGAGGGGCUCACGUAGCUCACGCAGCUCACGCGUCCAGCAGCUCAGCGCGUCAGACCCGGAGUUUUAUGAGCCUUAAACUCUUUAAAGGUUUAAACUUCUGCCCGCCGUACACGGUUGGAAGCGCUGCACUAGUUAAGGUGGACCGGCAAAAUUGAAGCGAGAAUCUGGCAGAUGGACCGACACCUGACCUCAGCCUCGGACUCUGGCUUGUGCACUGAGUGCAAUAAGGCCCCCAGAAAGUCCAGUGAGAGUCGGCGCCUUAGUAUCCAGCGCUGCAUCCUGUCUCUGCUGCAUGCCUGCCAGUGUCGCAACGCCAACUGUCCCCUGCCGUCCUGUCAGAAGAUGAAGCGGGUGGCGCAGCACCUCAAGCAUUGCAAGCGCAAUACCAGCGGCGGCUGUCCCGUCUGCAGGCAGUUCAUUGCUCUCUGUUACUACCAUGCGAAGCACUGCCAGGAGAACAUCUGUCUUGUGCCGUUCUGCCUCACUAUCAAGCACAAACUCCGCCUUCGGCGGCAGGAGCAAAGAAUUCAGCAAGUGCAAAUGAUCCGGCGACGGAUCAUGGCUCUGCGGGCCAUCGGCCCCAGACGCUCCUCGAAGCCCUCCAGGGCCUGCGGCCUGCACUGAAGUCGUCCAUUUCUCCCGAGCAGUGCUGACUCUACUGGACGCUUUGCAUCUCUCUGCCUCGUCCCCAGACUGUCCAGCGUUUCGCUCUCUGCAGGGACCGUAAACUCCCCCCGUCAGUGUGUUCUCAAAGCAGAGGCAAGGCGGCCGUUUCAGCUGACAUAUCAACACAGCUUCUCCUUAUGGAAAAAAAGGCGAGCAUCCAAUCCAAACCGCCCUCGUUUGAAUAUGCCUCAGCGACUCAGGAGUGAAAUGCAUAAAGGUGCUCAUUGGUGAUUGACGGCAAAGAAGAUGCUCCACUGUUUUCAGUGGAGCGGUGACAGAAAAUCCUGCCCUGCUGUGGUCGUUGGAACGUCCACAUCCACACUGGUGGUGGGAAAAACUGCAUCCUGAUUUUUUUCGGAAAUGUGUACAAUUUCCAACAAAAACUGUUAGAAACAUUUGUGUUUUCAACCCCCUUUCAGAAUAAACCAGUGGCUUACACUCUC
Molecule: messenger RNA, 1165 nt
Organism: Pygocentrus nattereri (red-bellied piranha)
Lineage: Eukaryota; Metazoa; Chordata; Actinopteri; Characiformes; Serrasalmidae
Product: histone lysine acetyltransferase CREBBP-like
Exons: 2
Coding region: 228-680 (150 amino acids)
Biological process (GO): positive regulation of transcription by RNA polymerase II
Cellular component (GO): transcription regulator complex; histone acetyltransferase complex
Molecular function (GO): chromatin DNA binding; transcription coactivator activity; histone acetyltransferase activity
Source: RefSeq, a predicted model, not a curated record